Hemicordylus capensis (graceful crag lizard) is the source of this 9594-nucleotide messenger RNA. It is a transcript of the gene MAP3K12, whose product is annotated as mitogen-activated protein kinase kinase kinase 12. The coding region runs from base 795 to 3437 and encodes 880 amino acids. Lineage: Eukaryota; Metazoa; Chordata; Lepidosauria; Squamata; Cordylidae. The transcript has 14 exons. Gene Ontology annotation, biological process: JNK cascade; protein autophosphorylation. The record is from RefSeq and is a predicted model, not a curated record. Gene Ontology annotation, molecular function: JUN kinase kinase kinase activity; ATP binding.
GAAGGAGGGAAAGCGAGAGGGAUUGAAAGAGGCAGGCAGCGAGAGGAGCCCAGACUGCAGCAGGGACAGCACAUGGCUAGCAGAGGGAGCGAGGCAGGAGGUGGGUGUAUGAGUGUUGGGAAGGUAAAUUGCUGGGCUGUCUGAUUGUUGUAGGGGGUGGGCUCGAGAGAGAGGUGGCAUGCUUGUCCAUGGGAUGGAUGCACAGCAUGAUGGAUGGGGAGAGACACUAGGCAGACAGGCAGCAGCCCAAUCUUAGGCAUGUUUAUUGAGAAGUAAGUCCCAACAGUGUUCAGUGGAGCUUACUCCCAGGUAAGCAUGUAUAGAACUGCAGCCUUAGAUGAUGAGCCAGAUGGCCAUGGGUGGAAUGAUUACAUAGUGCUGAGGAUAGCUGAGUGGGAAGCUAGAUCUGCCUCUGAGGCUUUCUAAAAAGAGGGGUGUGUGUGUGUGUGUGUGUGUGUGUGUGUGUGUGUGUGUGUGUGUGUGUGUGUGUGACAGACAGAACACACUAAGGUCCUUUCCCAGAGAUAUCCCACCCCCAACCCCAGCCAAGGACCAUGUUGAAGAGCAAAUAAACAAAACCACAUGGCAUUGAUAUGUUAGUUCCUGUGAGGGGCAGUUGGAGUCAUCCUCUCCCUUCUGGGGGAGAGAGGUCAAAAGGUAAACAGAGAAGGCGGCUUUGCAAGAAUCCAAGUGAGGACAAAUUGCGCUGACCACUUUGGGGGAGAAAUCAAGUGCUGGAUUGCUUGGACCACGCACAGGGACUAGCCACACAUUAUCCAAAGCUACACAUCAUCAUGGCAUGCCUGCAUGAGACCCGCACACCUUCCCCAUCCUUUGGAAGCUUCAACACUAUCCUGACCGAGAGCUCCCUCCGCAAACUGGACCCAGAUGCUUCGGACUGCACCCCAGAAAAGGACCUGACACCUACGCAGUGUGUACUGCGGGAUGUGCUGCCCAUAGAUGGGGGCGGAGGUGGAGGUGGGGGCAGUGGGCACAGCCCCAUGCCCAGCGAGGAGACGCACGACCAGUUUGCUAACAGUGUGCUGCAACUGCACGAGAAUGAAGCUGGUGGCGGUGGGGGAGGCGGGGCCGGGGCCGGUGCCGGUGCCGGGAAUCCCGAAGUGCGGCCCACCCGUUACCAUGCUGACCAGGUACGGCUCCACUGCCACACAGGGAGUGGCUUCCUGGAAGGCCUGUUUGGUUGCCUCAAGCCUGUCUGGACCAUGAUUGGGAAAGCGUAUUCCACCGAACACAAACAGCAACAGGAAGACCCGUGGGAAGUGCCCUUUGAAGAGAUCAUGGAUCUGCAAUGGGUAGGCAGCGGGGCCCAAGGUGCUGUCUUCCUUGGACGUUUCCAUGGAGAGGAGGUAGCUGUCAAGAAAGUGCGAGACCUCAAGGAGACAGAUAUCAAGCACCUGAGGAAGCUGAAGCACCCCAACAUCAUCACCUUCAAGGGCGUGUGCACCCAGGCUCCUUGCUACUGCAUCAUCAUGGAAUUCUGUGCCCAGGGUCAGCUUUAUGAGGUGCUGCGUGCUGGACGCAAGGUCACCCCCUCACUGCUGGUUGACUGGUCUAUGGGUAUCGCUGGUGGCAUGAACUAUCUACACCUACACAAGAUUAUCCACCGUGACCUCAAGUCGCCCAACAUGCUGAUCACUUAUGACGAUGUGGUGAAGAUCUCUGACUUCGGCACUUCCAAAGAGCUCAGUGAUAAGAGCACCAAGAUGUCUUUUGCUGGCACUGUGGCCUGGAUGGCACCAGAAGUCAUUCGCAAUGAGCCUGUCUCUGAGAAGGUUGACAUUUGGUCCUUUGGGGUUGUCCUUUGGGAGCUGUUAACGGGAGAGAUCCCUUACAAGGAUGUGGACUCCUCAGCCAUAAUCUGGGGUGUGGGCAGCAACAGCCUUCACCUGCCUGUGCCUACCAGCUGCCCUGAUGGUUUCAAGAUCCUGCUAAGACAGUGCUGGAACAGCAAACCCAGGAAUCGUCCAUCCUUCCGUCAGAUCCUGCUGCACCUUGACAUUGCAUCCGCCGAUGUGCUGUCUACUCCUCAAGAGACCUACUUCAAAUCCCAGGCUGAGUGGCGGGAGGAGGUGAAGCUGCAUUUUGAAAAGAUCAAAUCAGAGGGGACAUGUCUGCACCGCUUGGAGGAGGAACUGAUCCACAGGCGACGAGAAGAACUCAGGCACGCUUUGGACAUCCGGGAGCACUAUGAACGCAAACUGGAGCGAGCCAACAAUCUCUACAUGGAGCUCAACUCUCUGAUGUUGCAGCUGGAGCUUAAAGAGAAGGAGCUGCUCCGGCGGGAGCAGGCUCUGGAGAAGAAGUACCCAGGGCUCUUUAAGCACCAUCCAUCACGCAGUCUCUUGCAUGGCAAUACAGUAGAAAAGCUUAUCAAGAAGAGGAAUGUGCCUCAGAAGUUAUCUCCACACAGCAAGAGGCCUGACAUUCUGAAGACUGAGGUGAUCAUGGACCCCACUCUGCCCCAACUCGCCAUCCCCGUGUGCCAGAAAGGCCCCCCAUCCCCUGGGCGCAGCCGUCGUGCCAAGUCCCGCUACCGCAAAGUUAGCACCCGAGGCAGUUGUGGGGAGCUGGCAGACCCAGGAGGAGCCAAGCGCCUGGAGCCCUGUGCAGCCCUGCGAGGGCUUCAGCAUGACCUACUGCUGCGCAAAAUGUCCUCCUCCAGCCCAGACCUCAUCUCCACGACUCUGGGAGCCGAGGGCCGCAAGGGGACAUCUGGGCCCGAAUCCCCGCCCACGGAACAGCCCCGCAGUGAGACCCCCAGUGAAGACACUGCCUCUGUGCCCUGUUCCAGCAGCCCCGAGUCUCCCUCUUCCCGCCAGGGUGCUGUGGGGCCACCGGAAAAGGCAAGGCUGCAACCGGGAGAGGAAGCUGAGCGGGAACAGGGCAGGGGCAGCCGGGCAGGGUCCACACAACCAUCCCAGCACCUCACACCAGCAGCCAUGUUGUAUCGGGCAGCCGUGACCCGGAGCCAGAAACGUGGGGUCUCCUCAGAGGAGGAGGAAGGUGAAGUGGACAGUGAGGUUGAGCUGCCGCUCCGACAAAGAUGGCCUCAGGCAAUGAGUAAGCGGCCGUCACUCUCCACCUUCAGCUCAGAGAACUUUUCCGACGGGGAUGGUGAAGAAGGCACUAACAGUGAGGGUACCACAGCUUCUCACAGUGGUGGCACACCUGAUGUGGCCAGCACCAAUACAGAUGAACGCUUGGAUGCCGAACGUUCAGACGAUGACAUCCUGGGGCACUCCGAUGGUCUGUCCGAAAAGGAGGCAGCCAUUCGGCUUGUCAAACGCCAACUCAGCGCUGAGCAGAAUGCUGGUGAGGACCCUGCUGCCUACGAGGAUUCAGACUGCGACAGUGCCGAACUGGACCACCCAGGCAGCGGGGAGUUGCAGAGACUGCCGGACAUGCCCAGUUUGUGAUCUCACCUGCUUGGCCUUCCCUUCCCCAUGCACCAGGUUGUACAGAUCCCAGCCCCCACUCUUCCUCCCCCUGCCUCCCUGCACCACCACCUUCUCCCCAGAUAUUUAUAUAAAUAAUCUAUAAAGCUCUAUAUAAAUCUAUAUAUCUCAUAAUCUCUGGAAGGAGAGCCAGCACUCCUCCCUCCCCCCGCCCCCCCCCCCAGUUCCUGUAUCCUCUCGUUGGGGGUCAAGGGUCAGCUCCUGCCAUCAGGGGCUUGCUGUUUGCACGUUGGGCAGCUGGAGACAUCGAACAAAUGAACACACACAAACCUGCCAUCAUCAGCCCCUGCUCUGCAACUCAGCAGCAAAGCAUUUUAUCCAGUUGGCGCUACACACUGGAAGGUCCAGAUCCCCUUCUGUUCUGCUUCAAGCAGCCAGGACAUGGCAGGAUCCAGUAGAGGACCAACCAGCUCUAGCCAGGCCUGAUGAGUCACCAAUGAGAUACAGAGAAGACUUGGGCUGGGAAGUGGUGCUUUCAUCUGCCAAAGGAAGCAGCAGGGUGCUCUGGACGCAACCCUAGGGCCCAAGGCCCAUCUGAACAUCAGGGCUGGACGUCACCCAUCCCAGGCGCCAGACUGUCUCUGCGAUGGACUCAAUGCAUGUUUGGGCCACAGUCAGCACGGAAACUUCCCCCAACCCACAGCUUGAAAAUAAGUUGUUCUCCCCACUCUUCCCACAAGUAACAACCAAAGCCUAAGCGCAACAACCUCCCCUUCUCCCAACACAUAUACACUCCAGCUUGUGGGAACUGAGUUCAGAGCCCAAUCACUGUUUCACCCCCCCUGCCCCCACCAUACUGUGCGUGUAUAUUGAUUUCUUUGUACAUGCACGCAUUCCCACCAUGUGGCCCCUUCCAAGUUUGGGAUGGGACAAACAGCUCCAUACUGCUCUCUGCUGGCACCAACAUGCACUGCACUUUUUUAUUUAUUUAUUUUUUAAUUUAUAAUGAGGAAUGUUUACAUUUGCACUUAACGUGUGUCCCUGUCAGAUGGGUCUAUGUAACAGGGGGUGUUGGUGGGGGUGGGGGGUGGGAGAAGCGCAAGGGGCAGGAGGUGGGCUUGGCGAUACUGAGCUCUGAUUCUCACAAACUUCUGUCAUGCUUAAAAGGAGAAGAGGGAGGCCAUUGAGUUUACACGUGUGAGGAAAAGGCCCUUUCUUCUUGGUUUCUCAGGUGAAGGUCCUGGUUUGGAGAAAUAAUUGGGUUUCUUUUAAACGUGUUGCUUAUUUGUGUUCGAUAAACUGCAGGAAAGUGAGAGAUUAGAUCAAGUUACAUGCAGGAAGGAUCUAGAAAUGGCCCUGCCCCAAUGGAACAGGCAAUUGCCGGAGGGGAGGGUGUAUCUGAACCAUGACUUCUGGGAGCAGCAUACCACCCACAGUGAACAAGCCUACUAUGGGGUCUACUGACCUAUCACAUGACAGGCGCUACUCUGAAGCUGCCAUGAGAGGCACAAGCUCCUGAAUGGAACAUGGAUUGACAGCUCAAAAUGUCUUCCUGUACUCAUCUCUGCUAGAGCCAGGAUGAGGUAUCGCUCUAUCCCCCAGCUGUGUGGCCAUCUCAGUAAGGGCAGGGGGGCAUUUUACCACUUCCUGAAGAAUUGUUCAUAAUGCCCCUCUCCCCCAAGAACAGCACUGAAAAGUGAACACCAAGGAGGCAUUUUUCUCCCAAAUGCUCACAAGCCAGAUUAAUGUGUGAACACAGAGAGCAGGGCACAAGCUUGCUUCGUAGUCUGAUUUGAAAUUGGUGGGAUGUGUCUGUGGCUCCUCAUUCAUAUAACCAGACGUGCUCAGAGCUUCUCUUCUCUUUCUUCUAGUCCAUGUCCCAGCAGUGCUCCCCAGUCCUGAGAACAGGUUAAGCCAUAGUAUUCUCUGAUUCCAAUGUUAAAACUUGCACAGAGCAGCAGCAGAAACGUCAUGGUGCUAAUUCCCUUCAGCCCACUAGGGGGCAGGAUCACCUUAGGUACCCAGACUGCUGCCUUGUAGUUUCAUGCUUUAGGAACCACAAAUGCUCUUCCCUAUUAACAGGGGAGAUGUAGCCACUCUGAAAAGAAGUCACUGCAAUCAUGAGCAGGCUUUGCUCAGUGAAAAAAAACACAUGUUUUGCAUAGGCUGAAACUUCACUUUGCUGGCUCUCAAGUAACCAAACAGUGAGAAAAUGUUGCCUGAUCCACUUUAGAAAGCCAGAUUUGAGACCCAAUCAGGACCGACAAUGCAAAAUCAGAUUGUGCUAUAUGGAAGCUUACAGCCUUAUACCUGCUGCCAAGGCAUGAUCAUGGUUACAGAAGAACAGGAGGCAAUAGAGGUGCCACGUUCGGGGGCACUGAAGCACAUCUCCCCCAAGUGUCUGAUCCUUCCAUAAGCUCUGAAGGGAAGUGAGAUUAGAUAUUCUCAGCUGGGUACUAACAAUAUGCUCUUCACACAAGGCCGGGGGGGGGGGAGAGAAGAGGCUCUCCAAAGUCUGACCCAGUUUCUUGGCUCCAAAUCACAAUCAGGGUUGCUGCUCUCCCAGAAGUAAAGAAAGGCUGUUACACACUUUGUGGGUGUGAUUUUAUUUUAUUUUAUUUUAUAGAGAGUUUGCUGAGCUUAACGUGCAAAGAGGCGGCCAAAAAAUUAUUUUUGUAAGCAACCUGGCCAGCCCCCAUUUAAAGCUGCCAGCUCUAGCAAUAAUGCAGACAGGAGAGGUCGAUUAGGCCAUUGUGCUGUGUCCAUCCAGCAGAUGGUAUAAGCAGGGAGUGAGAGUAGAGAGCAUUGACUAGCAGGCAAGGAAGGACCCCUGUAUGAACCCUGGAGGCUCCCAGGACCAUUUCUUCCCCUCCCCCAGCUACCUAGAGGGCUUUGUGAAAGCACUCAAGUCUUCCAGGCCUGGGCUGUGUUGCAGGCCAUUUGAACAGAUGGGUGUGAGGGCUGCUGCCAAAAAGCCCAUUAAUGCCAACAGCAGCGAGGAGGAGCGUAAAACCUGCCAUCUCUGCAGUAGGUACAUCAGAGGAAGCAAAGCCAUCUCUUGCUGCUAGCAGUUGUCACUGGGUUAGCAUUCAGUAAUACAGGGAUGCAGAAGGUACAGCCUAGAGAGAAAGAGCCCUCUUGCCCCACACUGCCUUGGGCAGUCAGAACGGCAGCACCAGCGGUUCUGCUCCUGCCCAUGGGAGACCAGUGUGCUAAUCUUUCAAGCAAGGAGGGGGAAAACAGAUGCCAUUAAAGCUGGACAAAAAAUCAAAUCAGAAGUUAGGAGAUGGUCUAUACCAGUGUCACAGGAGGAAACACUGUAUUUACUCAAAAGCAAAUUCAGUCCAUGUUGUUGCUCAGAGCAAAUUAUAUACAUAUUCAAAUGAGUGGCCCAUCCCAUCCUGGAGCCCUGUGGCAAGGCAACAAUUAUUUUGCAUUACACACCCACACCCACACAAAAAGCACCUGCUUAUGUCUCUUCCCUUCCCUCACACCUAGUUCAAACAGAAUUGUGUACUUUUUAAAUGUAUGCAUUUGCAUAAUUGAGACAACAUACUGUGCUCAGAUUUUCUUUGUUCAGGGUUCAAGAUUCCUUGGCAUAGAAUUUCUAGCAGAGUCCAGUAAAAUGCUGGGCUGAAUCCCAGAUUCCUGAAAACCAGUUCACAAGGCCUAACAGUGGUUCCUAAAUAUGUUCAUGCUCAGCUACUGGAAAGUUUCCAAAAGGGAGAACCCAUGGUACAUACAUUGCUAAGAGUGCUCUUGUUGGGCCUAUAAGACAAAGAUGUAAUUUCAAAGGCUACAAGAUCUAAGUGGGACACAGACAUAUACAAUACCCUAUUUACCUGAACCCCAACACUAGUCCCCCAGCCAUUGUGGGGUCAUCUUCCUUGCAGGUAAAUACAGGUAUAACUUUUCUUUAAUUAAAAAAGAGGGUUGUCUUAAAUUGAGUUUUCCCUAUUUGAGUAAAUAUGAUAGUAUCCGGUCAGUUGAGGCCAGGUCUUCUUUGGGGGCCUCUGGUUGGCCCAUUUGACAGAGUUGUGGGCCAGAUUUGGUAUGAUCCAGCCAAGGCAAUUCUUGUACUCUAACCAGUGAGAAAUUAUGGUUUUGGCAAAAACAUGAAGCUAGAGUUUCACACAAACUUCAACACACAAUGCCAGGUUUUGCAAGAUUUAAGGCCGUGCAGUUGUGGUUUAGAUCUAACCCAUUAAAAAUUGAAUUAGUGCAGGGAGAACAGAGCUAAUUUGAAUAUGCACCCCGCCACUGGGCCUGAGAGGCCACACAGGUUUUCAAACAGGUGCUCUGUUCUCGGGUAUUUGUGCCAUGCUGGAUCAAUGGUGUCUCAAAAACUUCCGUAAGAAGAGCAUUCCCAAGACCAGAGGCAACACUAAUGCUCCCUGUAACAGGGAUUCCCAGAGCUUGGCAGACCAAUUUGCUCCUAGAGGCUGAUGUCCCAUGGAAAAAGACCAGGUGGGGGCUUCCUGUCUCCCCCAGCAGCAAUGGCUUUUGACUGGGGAUGAUGGGAGUUAUUAACAACUAGUAAAUGCAGGCCCGUUGAGUAACGGGCGCUAGUGAGUGCUCCGGGGCCCCCGGCCGCCAUUCCCCCUCCCACCGCCACCAGCCUCUAUGCUGCGGCCGGUCUCCCCGGCCGGGCAAGGGCCCCAAGCUGCCCGGCUUCGGCGGCGGCGCCAGGCCUCGGCGGCGGCUUCGCCACCACCUCGGCCGGCUUCCCCCGCCGCCUCCUCCCCCCACCUGGCUUCGGUGGUGCGGCCAGGCCACGGCCAUGGCUCCGCCACCGCCUUGGCCGCGCUGCGUCCUCUGGCCGAGGCGGCGCCUCCACAUACCUGGCUUCUUCGGCGCAUACCUGGCUUCUUCGGGGCGGCCGCUUCUGGCCGCCCAAGAUGUCCGCCGGGUCCUGGCGUUCGUUUGUCCCUUGCUCUGUUCUGGGCAUGCGCUGUGCACAUGCCCAGAACAGGCCAGGCACGGACGGACACCAAGCGUUUUAUUAGAGAGGAUAGCAUCUGGGGAUAUCUGCUACAGAAUACUGGGAACCACCAGCAAUGGCUUGGAUCCUAUGGCACCUUGACCAUAGGACUCUGAAACAGAUUACACGGAGAUGCAACUGUGGCAGAGCACCUACUUUCCAUGCAGAAGGUCCCAAAGUCAAUCACUGGCACUUCCAGUUCAAGCACAUCAGGCAACUGGAAAAGACCUCUACUUGAGGAUCAAAGUACACAUUUAGCUACUUGGGCUUCCAUAUUUAUUUAAAGAUAUGACCCAAUUUCCCCCUCAUAUUGUUGUUACAACACGAAGCUCCCCAAAGCUACUCUUUGCAUAGAGAGGGAAAGCUCCCACUAUCUAUCCUGAGACAAAUGGCAACUUCAGAGGAGAAAUUUUCACUAAUGAGUGUGUGUGGGGAGGGGGGGUCGUUAAAACUCUCUCCACAAAUGCUACGGUUCCAAUCCUGAUCAUGCAGUUAUUUUAAACAAACACAGAUACUGCAUUUAACAUCACAUGUCAUUUGAGUCCCUAAUUUUAGACAGAGAGGACUCAGUAAUGGAUUUGAUGGACCAAGGAUCGGAGGCAACUUCCUCUAGUUCCACAAGAGAAUUGCAGAACUUAGAAAAAUCUCAUAAAAUACAGGUCAUCUCAUUGGCAGCUGUUACCCUCUAACACUCAAAAAGACAGAACUGGGAAGGAGGAACAGAACAGCCCGCCACCCUCUUUGAGAACUAAUUCCUUACAGAUCGCACAAGGUAUUUGGGAUCAACUCAAGGUGGACAAGCCUCUUCAUUAAUGCGGAUGUUUAACCACUUGGGUUGAUUUGGGCCUCUGUUGUAUCUCACAUGAUCUCAGCUCAGGGCUCUGGAUGGCUGCAUUGAUUUCCUUCCCCAUAGUCAAGCUCUCAAAGGACCUGCCCCCUUGAAAAGGUCACACUGCACAGCAAACAUGAACACAUGACCCAUCCUAACCACCCCCAACCCAGUUUGUCAUUCUUCCUGUGGAAGGCAAGUUCUCAGUCCCUUAGGUGAAGCCAUACUUCCUACCACUUUGGAUCCGUGCAUCCUCUACACUGAUUUUAACAUCCGUCCUUGUAAGAUACAUCAUGUCUGUAUGGUAAUAACAUUGCUAGAUGAAUAAUGGCACUGCAGAUUUCAAUUAAAGACCAUUUUGUAUCGAA